This is a messenger RNA of Gasterosteus aculeatus aculeatus (three-spined stickleback), 3972 nucleotides long. RefSeq names its product cholinergic receptor, nicotinic, alpha 4b (gene chrna4b). Gene Ontology annotation, biological process: monoatomic ion transmembrane transport. Gene Ontology annotation, cellular component: postsynaptic membrane. The record is from RefSeq and is a predicted model, not a curated record. Gene Ontology annotation, molecular function: transmembrane signaling receptor activity; acetylcholine-gated monoatomic cation-selective channel activity. NCBI's taxonomy places the organism in Eukaryota, Metazoa, Chordata, Actinopteri, Perciformes, Gasterosteidae.
UGAGGCACACUUGGAUGAAGGAUUCCAGCGGAGUGAGGAGGGACGUGUUGGGUCGAGGGGACGGAGCUACAGGUCUGGGGCUCCUUCAGACUGGACACUUGGACACAGAAGGGACACAAGACAGACGGAAGAGAUGGACACACGGAGGAACGCCAGGCCCGGCUGGCUGACACAGACCGACGUGACCUUUCCAUCCGGCUGAUGUAGCGAACCUGGACGCACAACUGACCAUCGGGACGGAGAUCCAACGGGAAUUGUGAGGGAGUUCACAAUGGAUUUAUACAAAUGUCUUGGUGUACUUUUCAUCACUCUUCCUCCACAAGUUUGUUUUCAGGUUCGACCUCGUGCCCACGCCGAAGAGAGGCUGCUCCAGGAUCUGUUUGCACGUUACAAUAAGCUCUCCCGGCCGGUGGAGAACACUUCAGACACUGUGCUAGUCCACUUUGGACUGUCUAUUGCCCAGCUCAUUGAUGUGGAUGAGAAGAACCAAAUGAUGACCACAAACGUCUGGGUCAAGCAGGAAUGGAGCGAUUACAAACUUCGCUGGAAACCUGAGGAUUACGAAAAUGUCUCCUCCAUACGAAUACCCUCAGAGAUCAUCUGGAGGCCAGACAUUGUCCUCUACAACAACGCUGAUGGCGACUUUGCGGUGACUCACCUCACGAAGGCACAUCUGUUCCACGACGGUCGGAUAAAGUGGAUGCCGCCGGCCAUCUACAAGUCUUCGUGCAGCAUAGAUGUCACCUUCUUCCCAUUUGACCAGCAGAGCUGCAAGAUGAAGUUUGGCUCGUGGACUUAUGACCGCGCCAAGAUCGAUCUCAUCAGCAUGGCCAGCGACGUGGACCAGAUGGACUACUGGGAGAGCGGCGAGUGGGUCAUUAUUAAUGCAGUGGGCAAGUACAACACCAAGAAGUACGAGUGCUGCGCGGAGAUCUACUCCGACAUCACCUACUACUUCAUCAUCCGGAGGCUUCCGUUGUUCUACACCAUCAACCUCAUCAUCCCCUGUCUCCUGAUCUCCUGUCUGACCGUGCUGGUGUUUUAUUUGCCGUCGCAAUGUGGGGAGAAGAUCACCCUGUGCAUCUCGGUGCUGCUGUCCCUGACAGUAUUCCUCCUUCUGAUCACAGAGAUCAUACCGUCUACGUCGCUGGUGAUCCCUCUGAUUGGUGAAUAUCUGCUGUUCACCAUGGUCUUCGUCACCCUAUCCAUCGUAAUUACCGUCUUUGUUUUGAACGUACACCAUCGGUCGCCGCAAACCCACAGCAUGCCCCACUGGGUGCGGAGAGUGUUCUUGGACAUGGUGCCGCGAGUCCUCUUCAUGAAGCGUCCGCCGGGCACAGCCAAGCAGCACUGCAAGAAGCUCAUCGAGAUGAUGCACCGUCCGACCGCCAUAUCUGCGACGGGCAACUCGCUGGCCUACUGGACAGGGUUGGAGACGGGACUGAGGCAGAUGUGCCAGGCGGAGAAUGCACUCCCAAAGACUCCCUGCGACAGUCCAAGCAUCCACGUCUGCUCGCCCGCUCCACCUUCCUCCCCUCCUGAGGAUUGCGAGGAGGACGAUCGCCUACUGAAGGCCAACGUCUUCUGCCGCACCACAUCCAGUCGGUAUUCAGCUCCCUCUGAGAAGCAAACCCCACGUGGGCACAAUUCCAAUGCUUCAUCUUCUUCGCAGUUGUCCCUUCCCCCAGCUCUGCCGCUGGGUCCGCUCCGCAGCUUUUCCCAGGAAGAGCCAAAUGCAAUGGCCCCAAAUGGCCGCUCCCUCAGCGCAGAGCAGAUGUUUGACCAACAGGGGGAUCUCUCUCAGAGAGCCGGGCACCGGUGUCGCUCCCGCAGCUUCCAGUACUGCUGUCUGCACGGUGAAGGGCCUGGGCUCAUGGCGGUCGCAGGGUGGGUGAAGAAACAGGCCCCUACAAAUCACCCGGCAGGACGCGUCACGGGCGAGUCAACGAAGGACGCGAGCACCCAACAAGACAUCGUCAUUCCAACUAUUUCCCCAGCGGUGCAACGCGCCAUAGAGGGAGUUCAGUACGUCGCCGAUCAUCUCAGGGCAGAGGAUGCCGAUUUCUCAGUGAAGGAGGACUGGAAGUAUGUGGCCAUGGUCAUUGACAGGAUAUUCCUCUGGAUGUUUGUACUGGUGUGUAUACUGGGAUCUGUGGGACUCUUUCUUCCUCCUUGGCUGGCUGGAAUGAUCUAGAAACCCGUCAUUAAAGGGCAGAACUAUCUUACCUCUUAAAAGAAAAAGAGACUGGUAUUUUAUUUUUACAAGUUGCAAGUGACACGUCUCGGUCUUGGCCCAGGUUAUCAGAAGGCUGCCCACGGAGAAACAGGAUGAAAUAUCUCUCAUUGAUUCUAUUCACCUUAUGAAUUCUUUAUGAGGGCAAAAGGCCAACAGUCCUUCCCCACCACUCCAUUUCGACAUUGAGCUGUGUAGCUCCCGUUGUCACCUUUGACAUACAUACACUGCAGAAGAAAAACAAAGAAAAGAAUAAAAAGAACCCGUUGAACGUUUGGCUUAAACACACCAUUGAAUAUUUAUUAUGUUGCUACCACGGCACUUGCCGUCGUUGCCCUAGUUAAAAGGGAGUUUAAAGUAAUUCCCUCUAGUCAUGUACAGCCCUUCCUUCCCCUUAAGCUCUGCAAAUCUUUCCAAAUGCUCGCUAAAUAAGUAGAAUAAGAGUUCAAUGAGUAGUUUGCUUUGAUGUUUUUUCCUUCUAUUUGUUUUUUGAGCAUGCCUUUCAAUGCCAUAAUAAUGCAAUUUAGGUAUUGAUAUUUAAAGAUGAAUGUCAAUAAAAAACUGCCGCAUUAUUUUUGGGGAUAUAUUUAUAUUCGUAUCUGGAAUAAAGAAAACCAGCCUCCACACUGUAUUCUGCAUAGUGUACAAGGUAACACAUUUUAUGACAAGGGAGGAAAUUGUAUUGCUUUCAAAAGUGCUUAACAAAAAAAAAUACUUUGACAAUAAAAAUGCGGUUCACCCGUUACCAUACAAAAAAAGUUAUUAGUAUUUUUUUUAAUUUAUUAUUAAAUACAUGAGGCUGAACUUAUUGUGGAAAAGGCUCCAAACUUUCCAUAAGACCAUCAUCGUGUUAAUAGAGAUGACUUGCAGCUUUGCUUAAUUGCUUUUCAAUAUCUGCAACUGCUAAAAAAUAAGCAGUAAGACCACGAGGAGCAGUACAGAAGAAAAUAUACUGUAAUUUGGAGGUUUUGACAUUUGAAAGAUUUCUGUGAGAAUUCCACCUUUCGGCGAGUGAAUGUCAAGUGCUUCUGCCCUCUCUGUGAAACUCCCUUAUUGUCAAUAUUCCUAGGAAUCCAUAAGUCAUCUGAAUGCCAAUGGUCCCUAAUGUGUGGAUGUACAGUUUCAUGAGGCUGUGAUUAUCCGAGAGGUCACAACAGGUCAUUUUAAAGUGAAAUCAACUUUCAAUCAGACCCAUGGCUGAUAUGGAGACUCACAUCAUCACACAAGAAGUCAUCUGAGCGCAUUUGCACCACAAGAGUUUCUGCAUUUUCUAAUUGCAAAUUAGGGGCCCAUGCAGAAAUAUUCAAAAAAAACUUUUUUUUUGCCAAAAAUACAACAUUUGUGCUGAAUUCUAGCAACUGUUUAGGGUUAUCAUGUGGGGACGUCUGUGAAGGUGAUGCUCAAAAUGGCCAUACGACAAUAUCGCAUCAGGUCAUCUAGCUGUAUAUGAUUACAUUACAUUAAAUGACAUGUCAUUUAGCUGGCGCUUUUAUCCAAAACGACUUAUAAUAAGUGUAUUUCAACCAUGUAGACUAGACCCAAUCCAUUCACAGCACGGUGCGUGAGUACCGAUGCUUUUGAAGUGGAUGUCUGUCCCCGUACACCCGCAUCCUGCUGCUCCACCUCUGUAACAUCCCUGAUUGCAUUAGAUUUAAAAGCAUGUAACGUUACACCCGAAUGCCCACAGGGAUGACCUUAAUCUUGACCUCUGCCAAUAAACUAUUAUAUUUCCAAUGGCA